Molecule: messenger RNA, 2309 nt
Organism: Daphnia carinata
Lineage: Eukaryota; Metazoa; Arthropoda; Branchiopoda; Diplostraca; Daphniidae
Gene: Sobp
Product: sine oculis-binding protein homolog
Exons: 4
Coding region: 923-2191 (422 amino acids)
Biological process (GO): animal organ development
Cellular component (GO): nucleus
Source: RefSeq, a predicted model, not a curated record
CUAUCCAAGAGACAAUGGUAAGUAAUACGGGGGUAGUGCUAGCGACGACGAGUCGUCUCAUCCGUGUCCUCAUCAUGUUGUUAUAAUAUGAGAACUUGCCUUCCUUCUUGUAGUCAUCGGAGGAAAUUAAUUGACUGCAACAGUUGGUAACAAGAUUUUCGUAAGUUAUUAGAGUAUCGCUAUAAUUUUUAAACAUCGUUAAAAUGCUCCGUGUCAACAACGUCGAAGGAAGGGGGAACAAAGGUAAGUCGAGAUAAAGUUUAAACCGCAGCUGUGUUGAAAGAAUCAGAACCAUUUGUUUGACGGAUAAAGGGAGGAAAACCCCGUAGCGUUAUUGGCGAACGCAAAGGACAGGUGACUGCCAGUCCAAAAAGGCAAUUGAUGGAAAUCCUUUUCCAAGAAUUCACAACGCCUACCCUAACCUCCCAUCCUCCUUCUCUCUUAACGUUUUUGUUUCCUUUCGAAGACAACAAUGAAACCACACAUGUCUGCCCCCCACCUGAAUCGCCCUACCCUCUUUUCCGAGAAUUUCACCAGUCCCCUCCCUUUCUUUUAUUUGGAUGGUUCAUUUUCAUUUCUUUUCACAGCAGUUGAUCCCUCCCCUUUCUUAUACCUAGAUUAAUGAUAUUACGUGUUAUAGCGUAGUUUCACGACAAACAUUAGACCAUUGUUCGAUUCGAUGAGCUAGUAUACCAGUGAUGCAGAUCCUACCGCGCGCCCUACAGGACAUCCACUACGAAUAGGUUUACUACUACACCGCGCAAGAGAGAAAAGAUCCUUUCGUUGAAGACGUCAGUCAGUGACGUUGGAGCAGUUGUCCAACACGAGCCAGAUGAAACGUCCUCUCCUAUUUUCCGGGGAAAAAAAAAUCUCUCCUGUCCUCGUAUAUAUAACAUCACAAAUUUAACCGAGAGCGGAAGAAAUGGCCCAGUCGCACGCGUCCUGGGCUAUAAGAAGCCGACGCGAACUUUUAAGCUGGGAUGGCAGCAACAGUAGUAGCAGCACCAAUCAACCGUCCAAUAGUCCAACGGAUCUUCCAGUCACACCAUCGUCUAUUAACUUACUUCAUCCAGAAGGAAAUUGCUCCUGGUGCGGACAAAGCGAAAUCGGAGAUGGCGGUGUUCGCGGGCACGUUGAGGGAUCGGGGCCUGCCAAAAAUUUCUGUUCGGAUAUCUGUUUUUCGCAAUGCCGACGGGCGGCCUUUAAACGGGCAAAGGUCUGCGAUUGGUGCAAGCAUGUACGACAUACUGUAACCUACGUUGACUUGCAUGACGGCCAGCGCCAAUUGCAGUUCUGCACCGACAAAUGCCGCAACCAAUACAAAAUGCACCUAUUCUGCGCCGAGGCUAGCUCAUUGGGCGUACAAAGUUGUACCACACCCGGCUCAAAAAAUGAGACCUCGCCCGGUACCUCGAUCGAUCUAAAAAAGCAGUCUACGGGCCUAUUAAUCACGCCUGAUUUGUGGCUCUCUGACUGCCGACUCGAUAAUCCGAUCAACGUCAAGCUCGAAUGCAAUGAAGAGACAGAAUUAGCUUCUAUCGAUUCUGAACCCGAAGAACAAAACUGCGAAGCGCCGCUAAAUCUAGUCCACUCUUCACGACGGGACGAUCAGCCAAUCAAGAGAAACUCGAAUCUAGUCGAAAUCCCUGAUAUCCCUUUGUCCAAGAAAGGUAAGAGCCAUCGGAAGCAUCACUCAAGCAGUCGCCAAUACAAAACAAGGGUCCAUCCGCGCAGUAUGAUUCCACCGCCAACACCGGCUCUGCCAUCGACAGCUUGGCCACCGUCUUUUCCGUAUCCUCCACAAAUGGUCCCAUCUUACAUCCUCCAGUCACAAUUGUUAGCUUUGAAUCGGUCGCUUAAACCAUUAAAAAACCCCGAUGUGCACAGUGAAAACCCUCAAGAUGAAGUGGUUAAACCGGCUAUUGAACCGGAUAAAACACCGUUUGAUGCAAUUAUUGAGAAACCAUUAACGCCAGACGUUAAAUCACCGAUUAAUGAUGAAAGGACAACUGAGCGCAGUGAUCCUGGAAAUGUGAAACCACAAACGGAUAACAAAAAUAGUCUGACACAGGAAUUACCUCCAAAUUUUGUUGUUAUGCGAAUCCCUUAUUUGAUCCCAUUACCAAUUCCUGUCCCAAUACCUAUACCAUUAAACAUACAUGAAAAGUAUCUAAAGCACAUUUUAACGUGAUUCUGCAUGUUCAGUUGCCUAUCACAAACGAUCUCACUAUUACUUUACUAGUUUAUCGUAGUCUAAAGUACAUGUUGUCGGUGUUUUGAGGAAUUGUUUUUCAUCUAAUAAUAAAGGA